Messenger RNA from Meriones unguiculatus (Mongolian gerbil), 11468 nucleotides. RefSeq names its product catenin alpha 3 (gene Ctnna3). NCBI's taxonomy places the organism in Eukaryota, Metazoa, Chordata, Mammalia, Rodentia, Muridae. The record is from RefSeq and is a predicted model, not a curated record. Gene Ontology annotation, cellular component: adherens junction; fascia adherens. The transcript has 18 exons. Gene Ontology annotation, molecular function: beta-catenin binding; cadherin binding; actin filament binding. The coding region runs from base 102 to 2789 and encodes 895 amino acids. Gene Ontology annotation, biological process: cell migration; cell-cell adhesion.
CAGGAGGCUUCCCGCCCACCCUUAGAGCUCUGUUUGGAAAGUUCCCUUCAAGAGCUGAACUCAAAGCACAUUUUCUUUAUAGGAAGCAACAGAAAGGCAACAUGUCGGCAGAAACUCCAAUCACCCUGAAUAUGGACACUCAGGACCUGCAGAUCCAAACAUUCACCGUAGAGAAGCUGCUGGAGCCUCUGAUAAUCCAGGUUACUACACUUGUAAAUUGUCCUCAGAACCCUUCCAACAGGAAAAAAGGACGUUCAAAGAGAGCCAGAGUUCUCCUAGCCUCUGUGGAGGAAGCAACUUGGAAUUUGCUAGACAAGGGGGAGAAGAUCGCCAAGGAAGCUGCAGUUUUAAAGGAAGAGCUCACAGCUGCACUCCAGGAAGUUCGGAAAGAGAGCACAGCUCUGAAGGUAUCGGCUGAGAGAUUUACAGACGACCCCUGUUACCUCCCGAAAAGGGAGGCUGUGGUUCAAGCCGCCCGCGCAUUGCUGGCCGCGGUUACAAGACUCCUUAUCCUGGCAGACAUGAUUGAUGUCGUGUGUCUCUUGCAGCACGUGUCAUCUUUCCAAAGAACAUUUGAGUCUCUUAAAAAUGUUUCCAACAAAUCUGACCUCCAGAAAACCUACCAGAAGCUUGGGAAGGAGCUGGAAAACCUGGAUUAUUUAGCCUUCAAGCGUCAGCAGGACUUAAAGUCUCCAAGCCAGAGGGAUGAAAUUGCAGGGGCCCGUGCUACCUUGAAGGAGAACUCCCCACUAUUGCAUUCAAUUUGUUCAGCUUGUUUGGAACAUUCCGAUGUUGCUUCGCUCAAAGCCAGUAAGGACACUGUCUGUGAAGAGAUCCAGAAUGCUCUUGAUGUAAUUUCAAAUGCUUCCCAAGGCAUCCAGAAUGUGCCAGCACCUUUGGAACCUCAGGCAGCAACCCUCGGAAGUGCUCUUGAUGAGCUGGAGAGUCUAAUUGUCCUGAACCCACUGACAGUGACAGAGGAAGACAUAAGACCGUCGCUAGAGAAACGCCUAGAAGCCAUCAUCAGUGGGGCUGCCCUGUUGGCCGACUCUUCCUGCACCAGGGACUUCCACAGGGAGCGGAUUAUCACCCAGUGCAAUGCCAUUCGCCAGGCUCUCCAGGACCUGCUGUCGGAGUACAUGAACAACACUGGAAAAACAGAAAAGAGUAAUACCCUGAAUGCCGCUAUAGACAACAUGAGCAAGAAGACAAGAGACCUCCGCAGACAGCUCCGCAAGGCUAUUAUAGAUCACAUAUCGGAUUCUUUCUUGGACACAACAGUUCCACUCCUGGUUCUCAUUGAAGCUGCUAAGAAUGGCCGAGAAAAUGAAAUCAAAGAAUAUUCUGCGAUAUUUCAUGAGCACACAGGCAGGCUUGUGGAGGUGGCAAACCUUGCUUGUUCCAUGUCAAGAAAUGAAGAUGGAAUUAAAGUCGUCAGAAUUGCAGCCAGUCACUUGGAAACCCUGUGUCCACAGAUCAUAAAUGCUGCACUUGCCUUGGCAUCAAGACCCAAGAGCAAAGUAGUCAAAAACACCAUGGAAAUAUACAAGCGCACGUGGGAACAUUACCUUCGUAUUCUCACUGAAGCUGUGGAUGACAUCACCAGCAUUGAUGACUUCCUGGCUGUGUCUGAAAGCCACAUCCUGGAAGAUGUCAACAAGUGCAUUAUAGCCUUGAGGGAUCAGGAUGCUGACAAUUUGGACCGAGCUGCAGGUGCCAUCAGAGGACGGGCUGCAAGAGUAGCUCACAUCGUCACUGGUGAAAUGGAUAGUUAUGAACCGGGUGCUUACACCGAAGGCGUGAUGAAAAAUGUCCGCUUCCUGACAAGCACUGUGAUUCCUGAGUUUGUGACACAAGUCAAUGCUGCCUUGGAUGCCUUAAGCAAGAAUUCGCUGACUGUGCUGGAUGAUAAUCAGUUUGUUGACAUCUCAAAGAAGAUCUAUGACACAAUCCACGAUAUCAGAUGUUCCGUCAUGAUGAUUCGGACUCCAGAGGAACUAGAGGAUGUCUCUGACCUUGAAGAAGACCAUGACGUCCGUAGCCACACCAGCAUUCAGACAGACGGGAAGACUGACCGAGCUAAGAUGACCCAAUUGCCUGAGGCAGAAAAGGAAAAGAUUGCGGAGCAAGUAGCAGAUUUCAAGAAGGUGAAGAGCAAGUUGGAUGCUGAGAUCGAGAUAUGGGAUGACACGAGCAAUGACAUCAUUGUUCUUGCCAAGAAGAUGUGCAUGAUCAUGAUGGAGAUGACAGACUUCACGAGGGGGAAAGGGCCACUAAAACAUACCACUGAUGUAAUCUAUGCGGCUAAACUGAUAUCAGAAUCAGGAUCAAGGAUGGAUAUUCUCGCUCGGCAGAUUGCUAACCAGUGUCCAGACCCACCGUGCAAACAAGACUUGCUGGCUUAUCUGGAACAGAUUAAAUUCUACUCUCACCAGCUGAAGAUCUGCAGUCAAGUUAAAGCAGAGAUCCAAAACCUGGGUGGCGAGCUCAUCAUGUCUGCUUUGGACAGUGUCACCUCCCUGAUCCAGGCAGCCAAAAACUUAAUGAAUGCUGUGGUGCAAACAGUGAAGAUGUCAUACAUUGCCUCCACCAAGAUCAUCCGCAUCCACAGCUCUGCAGGUCCCCGGCACCCAGUUGUCAUGUGGAGAAUGAAGGCUCCAGCCAAAAAGCCCUUGAUUAAAAGAGAGAAGCCAGAAGAAACAUGUGCCGCUGUCAGAAGAGGCUCAGCAAAGAAAGAGAUCCACCCCGUUCAAGUCAUGAGUGAAUUUAGAGGGAGACAAGUCUACUGAGACCCUAGACCAUUCUAGUGUCCAUUUCCACUCCCCAGGCCAACCACACUGCUUUAUUUCACAGUUCAUUGGUUCUUUAAUUUAACUAAGUGUUGGAGUUAAGCUUACAAAUAACAUAAACCGUUGAGGUUAAACCAAUGUGUGCAAUGUGUAAUUGGGAUCCUGUCAUUGUCAUCAUAGGCUGGCUAACUGACAGGUAGUACCUAGAGAAUAAAACCCACAGGUGUCAUUCAGCCCUGCCCUUCCCAGGGAAUAUCAUUACAAAAUGAAGGUAAAGAUAAAGUGAGCUAAGUUUACUGGGAGGCUUUGCACCCAUACUUUCUUUACCAUUGUGAAGGAAGACACUGGCAUAAGCUUCUCACUUGCAUUUCUUUAGGCACAAAAGGGUUUUUCAACUGUUUUACCAAUUAAUGCCCAUACUUUAUUUAUCUGGUACCUAACCUGCUGGAAACGUGUGCUUCUUGCCAUAGAAAAAAAAAAUUGUUCAGUUUCUAUGUAUAAUUGGUGAGUUGACUGUAACUAAAUUUGUGUGGUCAAGCUUCUUACUAGAAUUUAAAAGUCAGUCAUGUUAUUUAAGAAGUGUUUUGAUGACUCUACUAAGCUCUAGGCUACAGUCUUGGGAUAUGAUGCUUAUAUGUUUUAAUUUUACUAUCUUCAGAAUUUUGGGACUCUUAGUGUUGGGCCCUUCAUCCUCUGGAGAAACAAUUUUUGUUUGUUGAUUAUUUUUGUUUGCUACUGGGGUUCAAACAAUAGCCUUACACAUGCUAGGCAAGUGGUCUACUCCUGAGAUGCACACCAGUCCUCCUGUGAGAGAAAUGAGACACUGAGUUACAGUACAGACUAAAUCUACAAUAGUGGACAUUCAAGGAAUUCUGUAUGAAUAAAAAUCUCUUUUGUAUCCACUUGCAAUUAUAAUUUUAAAAGGUGACCAAUUUGCAAAGUCUUUUGGCCCUGAGUAAAAUCUACCACCUGAUGAUAAAGCUGAGUUUAUGUCAAUGACUUUGGAAUGAUUAUAAUAACCUUCUUUAAAUGAAUGUCAUUGAGGUUAUUUUAUAUGUCUAUAGACUAUGCUUCUGUACAGUUGAGUUUAUAAUGGAAUCUCUAAUAGUCUGAGAGUGUGGUACAUAAUGGCUAUAGCCUUUUCUUCCCCUCACUUCUUCUCCUUUUUAUUUCCCUCUUUUUCUUCACACCACACUGUAUAAAAGCUGUUUUGGAAGAGUGAAGCUUCAGUUUGACCAUGUCACACUCAAAGGAUCACUUCUUCAUUGGUUUUAUUUUAUUGUGUCAGAAUUCUGUUAUAAUUGAAGCUCUUCGCUUACACAAAACUAACUGCCCUUAAAGAGUCAUUUUGUCACUUUUGAUUGGCCAAAUAAUAUUUCUAUAUAUCACAGAAGUUGAUGUUAGAGGUGCCACUUGUACACGAAACAAGAAAAAGAAUGUUUGGGAAUGCAUUGUGUAUGCUCUUCAACAAAAGCAGAAGCAAAAAGGGUCUGGCAGAUGAUUCUCAGUUAUGAGAUAAAUAUUAACUUCUUUUACUACAUUGAAUUAUUUCAUUCUUCCAAGGGUGGGUUGGUUGGCUGGGAUCUGUAGUUAAACUUCCUGGGAACUGGAAGAAAUCCAUCCAUUUCUCCACUCAUCUUGCCCUAAGAACUCGCCCAUAAAAGAUUUUCUGGACAAAGUGUACUCUCCUGAUGAGAAGCAGUGAAAAAGGGAAUUAGGUCUUCCAGACAAUGCUUGCUCUCAGCGCUACCUGCACAACUGAGAAGGAUAGAGAGUCUGUGUUAUUGAAAGGCUGCCAUGGUGUUCUGUACUCAAUGGAGAGCCAUUUUAGACUUCUUUCGGGUAUAAUGCAGAUUUAUAAUUUGGGGAGCAAUGAAUUUUCUUAAAAAUGCACAAACAAAAGCCACUACAUCACAAGCUUAUAUACUAGGGUCUGACCUUACAUAGGGCUGAAUCAUAAAAGUUCUUUUCAAACUUCACUGUUCCUUUGGUCCCAAAUCAUCCUUCCAAAUAUUGGAAUUUACCAUAAAAUAUGGGAAAAAAUAAUAAUAAAUAAUUUUAAAUGAUACAAAUACCAGAUAACUUUAUACAACGUAAGAUAAUAUAAUCAAGUCCUUUGCUUUGGUACAGAAUUCCAGGUAAGCACAAAAUACACAGCCAUAAAAAACAAAGCAUUAAAAACUUUGAAUUGCUGAGUACCUGGAGUGUCCAUUCUUUGUGGCAAUCAAAGCGGGGGAAAGAGAGGCAUAAAGCUCCGAAGGUCUACCUGAGAAACACCCACAGUGGCAGCAUCUUAGUUGGAUUCAAACAAUAAGAGCUGCAAAUGUCUAUGGAAAGAAUGGAUAAAAAGGUGCUGGCAAACGUUCACAGCAUGGAACCCAAUUAGAUAAAUCUGGCCAAUAAGUAUUGAUAUGUAUUCUGUAUACAUAUUUAUAUGGAGACCUUUCACCUGCAGGGGAAUUCCAGGAAACUCUUAAUGGGAGUAAUAACUCAGUGGCUCAAUAUACACAUUUUGAAUCCACAUCACAUUUGCUUGAUCAUGCUAAUGAGAACUCAUCUGCCCCUUUUCUUGAAUAUAAUUUCAUUUCAUUUCCAUGGAAAAAUGUACUUGAAAAGAUGUUUAAUGCUAUCUACUAGGACAAGUCCUUCCUUGCCUCACUGUCUGUAUCAUCACCAAGGGGCAUGUGAAAUUCAAAGUAGUCUAGAUUCAGAAAAAAAAAAAAAACCCUGAGAAAAUGCUCAGUAUUCAAUAUGAAAGUUGGUAAAUUCAAAUUCCUUUUAUUAACUAUAUAAAAUUAGUAGGUCAUAAUAUUUCUUCCUGUGAAGGUUUCUAGACAGUUGGCUAGUAAGUCAGGACAAUAGGAACACAAUAAAUUUCAAGCUGCAAUGCCAAUCAUCCUUUUCUGUUUCUCUUAUGAUUUGAGUGCAGCCUCUGAAUGGGCUAGAAGCUAUAGUCCUAAUAUGCACUCAUCCCAUCCGAGAUUGGGCAUGUCUUAAGACCAUUAUACCAUGUAUGCUUCUCAUAAAGCCUCUUCUUCCCACAGGAUAAGGUAGCUGAGCUGAACACAGUGGCCUAUUCUUGUAACUUAGUCCUGCUGACUAAUUUCGAAGAUCAAUUUUCAACUCAUUAUAAUGGAAAAACUAAAAAUGUGAAUAUGUAAUUAAGUUCCCAGUGGGACCUUCAAGUCUGGUAACUAUAAGGCUCCAUAGAUUCAACAGCAAGUUUCUGAAAAGACUAAGUUUUAACAAUUGGGAAUGAUGGUACUUAGUCCUUAAACCUUCACUUAAGGGACUGGAGAGACAGCUGAGGCAGUGAGUGCUUACUAUGCCAAUAUGGAGCUCUGGCUCCUCAUUACCUGCACCCACAUUAAUAGCCAGGUAAUGGGAUACUCUUAUAAUUCCAGUGGGGCUCUCUGGCCAGCCAAUUGAGCCAAAUAUGAAAACUCCAGGUUCAAUGGGAGACUAUGUAUCAAAAAAGUAAGGUAGAUAGUGAUUGAGGAAGAUAAAACCAAGGUUGACUUCUGUAGUCUACGUUUAUUUACACAUAUUAAUGUACACCAACACUCAAAUAAACACACACACACACACACACACGCACACACGCACAUGUUCACUUUCUAGGUAGUCUUCUCUUACCUAACCCUGCAUGCAUGACCUGUUUACUCCCUACAGUGUUCUACUAAAUGACAACACCAACCUUUUCACAUCUCAGCAGACUGCACAGUUACUGCCCCUUUGUUCCAAUCUCAAGCUCUAGUAAUCUCCCCAACCUCUCUCCCUCCUAGGUUACCCUAUAGUAAAUCGACUAAUAUAUUCUUUGAGACAUUAAUAUUGUAAUUUCCACCAGAAUCAUUUUUACCUCCCCAAAUAUUCUUUGGUGUCUCAUUUUGAUGCUAAGGAUUGUAGUUCCCAUGGAUACAGCCUUCUGUACUGUGGCAAUGUGAGAGGAAUGAGAUCUGAGGAUUUUCCUGGUGAAAGCGACCAUCCUCUUUCAGUGUUGUGAGAAGCAAUUCUCUGGGUGGACAAAAUAGGCACAGAAACCUGAAUUUGAAUGAAACCACAUGUUUUAAUCAGCUUGUCCUUGGUUGAGACAGCCUACCUAAUAUACUUUCAGUGAUCAAAUGGCCAUUUUUCUUUUUGUUGCAAAGUCUAAAAUUCUUCAGUGAUUAGGAUGCUCAAAGGAACUCAGGUAAAAAGAAUAUAGCUUGCAUACAAUUUCAAUAUUUUUAAAGGGAAUUAGAAAAAUGGCUGUAUCAUCAGAGGUAUUUAUCUGUAUAUCACACAUCAGGAGAUAACAUUUAUUCAUAGAAAAGGUCCAUUUCCUCUUUUAUGGCUCUUUUUCCAUGGUUAUUGUUGAGUCUUACACACGGGGACAGAAGGCUGAGGUGCCUGUUUAGCAUAUCAAAGCAGACCUGGCUGCCAGGUUUUUCCGGAAUCCCUCAGUCCCUGAAGGUUACAGGGUGAUUUAGGGUUUUAUUGCUGUGAAGGGACACUAUGACCAUGGUACAUCUUAUAAAAGAAUACAUUGAAUUGGGGCUGAUGCCUUACAGUCUCAGAGGUGUAGCCAAUGAUAAUCAUGGUGGGAAGCAUGGCCGUAUCCAGGCAGACAUAGUGCUGAGGAAGAAGCUGAGAGUUCUGCGUGUUGAUUCCCAGGCAACAAGGAGAAGACUGGUUAUGUUUCACCUUGGGACUAGCUUGAGCAUUCAGGACGUCAAAGCUCUGCCUCCACAGUGACAUACUUCCUCCAACAAGGCCACACCCUACUCCAAUAAGGUCACGCCUCCUAAUAGUGCCAGUCCCUAUGGCCAAACAUUCAAACUCUUCAAUCUAUGGGGGGGGGGGUAAUACUUAUUCAAACCACCACCCCAAAUUCUUCAGCCCAGGGGCUGGGUUGCUCUGCCCCAAGCUGUUCUUAUUUAUAUAAAACAACAAUUUUUGUUACCAUAUUCUGUUUUGGACAUCCUAGGUGCUACACCUGUUUCCCCUCUGUCCCUUCUCCUUACUUCUUUCUGCUCUUCUCUUACAUGGUUCAGGGCCAUGUUGUCUCUGAACUCUCCAAGAUGUCCCUGCCUCUGACUAUACUCACCAUUUAUCUACAAGAAACCUGCUCCACCAUGCCUAGGAGAAGUCAUAUCCUUUUUUUUCCCCCUUUUAAAAUUAUUAUUCAGUUAUAGAAUACUUAGGAUUAAGAUUUUGUGUGUUAUCACAAAAUAACAAGAGGCAGAGUGAUACACUAUACAUAUACAAAGUAGUCUGACUUUUCAUUUUGACCCACUGAGUCAAAUUAGGGAAGAGAACAUGGAUGCUAUCAAAACUAGGCACAGGCAACAGAAUCUGUUCUAUAUUCAAGUGUGUAGACAUUACCCUAGAUGUUGAAAUGACUAAGAGAAAAAGCUAUAAUUAAAGGCUUAAAUACUUCUUCCCUUCUUAAAAAUCUGCAUAAAAAGAGCCUCUUUGCUCUUACAAUAAAUAGGAAAUUGUUUAAAGCAUGAACUAUUUUACAAAUGAACACACCCUAAUAAAGUACAAAUAACUCUUCCUUGAACUAUCUAAGAGGCUGAUAAAAGUGCUGUCUCCAAAGGCACCCAGCCAGGUGAGACUCUCAUCUGCACGCAGUAGGUUGCCUGUGGGACUGACCCUCCUGCCAGUCCUGGGAAAAUGGAUUGUUCAUGCUGUAUUAUGGCCUCCCCAGUGGGAAGCUGUACCCACUGGGAACAAAGCACCAAGAAGGAAAAGAAGUGUAGACGGACUGUAGCCAAGGAAACAUGAAUAAGGAAAUGCUGGAGGGAGAUCAAAGAAUGCGAAUGUUGUUUGCAGAAAUAUAUGACUUUUAUAGACUUUAUAGAUGGUGUGUGAUGGCGAUGGAGGAAGUUCUGGAUUCUAUGGAGAUUAAGUGGACUUGUUCUGAGGAAGGUUUAUGGAUUUUUAAGGAUAAGAUUGGACAUGUGUCUUGGUGUCUUGUUAGUUUGGUAAGGUCCUGUCAGAGGCAAAAGGAUAAUCUAGAUAAAUCUUAACUAUCAUUUAGUAAUGGUUCAUGAAAUAUUUCUUAAAAUUUUAAGGAACAUGUACUCCACCAUUCCCCAGGAGGAUGCAAGAAUCUAUUUCCAGUCCAAUAGCAUAACCACCCACUCAUCUAUUCCUUAAGCGGCUCUGAUACUCCAGGCACUGUCUUAGGUUCUUGGGUCUUUGCCUUCAUGUCAGCACUGUUACAUGAUAACUAUUAUAUGUACCAUACUCUUAAUAAUCUUGUUUGAAAUAACAUUAAUUCCACAUAAUAGGUAAGAAAAAUGGAGGACUACAAAGCAUAAUAGUCUUAUUCAAAGAUUUUGUUUUGUCUUGUUUUAUUACAUCUUGAGUUCAAAACGCUUAGCCAUCAGAGCACCCAGACUGUUUGGAAAAUUAGUCUAAAUUUCUCAGUUGCUAAUAGUGAGAGCCACAUAUCAAAUCAUGCCUGUUUUCUGUGAAAGAGGGGAAAAAAAGAAAAGCUUCAAAAUGAUUAAUAUAUGGCCUACAUCACUCAAGGCACAUAAGAGUCAUAUAACUACUAAACUGCAUAGAGUUACCCAUAGGAGCUGAAUAUAGAACAUGUUGGUAUUUUUUUAAAAAGUACAUCUUUUGUUUCUUUGAUGCCUGUGCGCGUUGUCUUUGUUAUUGCAGAAGGGAAACCGUCCAUGGAAAUACCUGUGCCAUCCACUGUGCCUCAUGAGUCAGUGGAAAACAGUUUGGGGAAGUCGUUCUUUAUUCUUUUGCUGCUGAUAGGCAGAUUUCAGUCUAUGGGUUGCAGGAGGGUUAGUCAAAUGUUAAUCAAGUACGGGAGUUUUCCUGAACUUCAGACUUAUACUGUAGCACACAUGUUCCCUCCUUCGUGGACAUUAUACAUGUGUAGUGCCUGUGCCCAUGGACAGGGAAACCGAGUCCUUUGGUUUCCACAGUGCUCUCUGGAGUCAGCUGAAGUGCCCUUUCUCGCCUGUGUUUCAGGACAAGUUUCCACAUCUUGUCUUGUUUCUCUGAUAUUUGUGAUAAUUCCUCUUCUCAACUGCAGGUGUAAGAAUCCCAGAAGGAAAGGACUGUCCUUUAAUUAAGCACACAUCUCUAAAGAUCACAUCUAAUUUCCUCCUAGAAAAAAAAAAUCCACUUAAAUAAUGUUAGCAGAACGGGUCCUAUGCUUCCAUUUCAAUUGAUAUAUUUUCUAAUCCUAAUGGUUUUUACCCUGGGCAUGUUUCAGAGGGAUGCUUAUGUUUAGUCCCAGGUAUUUGUUCUUAAAGGUCUGUUGCCUCUCUUUAAAUACUUUAAGUCCUCAUUUCAAUAGGUAUAUCCCUAGUACAGAAACUUGUUUAAAUUUUUUUUUCUUUUGGUACAGCCACAGAUUUGGCAGUCCAGGGAAAACCCCUGGGGUCUGACAUCAGCAUGUUAUCUCUGUAACUGAUAUGACUCUCUGUAGUAUCCUCUAAGAGAGCAGAUUAUUCGAGCAAGUUUUCUUGACCUUGGGCUACCAAUAUCCGAUUUGGGCCAGCAUGUUUACUCAAAUACAAAUGACUACAUCCGUGAUGUUAGUGCAUCAUAAACGGAAUUUUCCUCCUUUCCAAGGCUUUAAAUAUGAAAUUAAUUUCAAAAUAGACUGUAGAGAAAGCAUUGCAUUGCCUGCCAAACCUUCUGUCACAAGAGUUUUCUAUUCUUACAUGUUGGUAAACAGUGUGCCCAUGAGGAAUAAAUAAGAGCAUUUCAACAACUGUCUUGUGGGGGUAAGAUGUGCUGUUGAUGUUGUUAAAGCUUCUUUUUAUACAGUGUGGUUCUUCCAGAGAACAUUUUCUAAACAGCAGCAUCAUCUGUCCUCCAGAGCUGUGACUAAACAAGCCCAGAAAACAGAGCUAAAUAGAUACUUUGCCCAACUUAGUGCCUAAGACUUGAUAGGAUGAAAGCAUUUUCUUUGGAAAUACUGGGUGAUUAAAUAUUAAUUAAAAUUUCUAAUGAAAUAGUAUUCAGGAUUUCUUUCGUUUUCAUUUUAAUUAUGAUUUUAUUUUCUUGUUCACUUGGCCAAAACCAACCAUUUGCUUUAUGUGCUUUGACAAGCUAAGAAUUAAACUCAGUGACAUGUCUGCAGAAACGAUGCACAUGGUAAUUUAGGAAAAAGGCAGACUUAGGCUAAGAGCCUAGGUGAAAUACAACUGGUCAACCAUAGUCACACUCAUUGCAGUAAUUCCUCGAGAACCCCACUGGGUGCCAUCUCAAAUGUUUUAAACCAUCUUGCUUGUAUCUCUCCCCUUGCUGUGUAGAGGCAGAGUGAGCAUGUAAUGGACAGUUCAAAGCAGUUUUGUGCUCUGGCUACAGAUAAAAUCUGGCAAAAAGCACUGCAGAUCUUUGUGAUCCAUCUUUAUUUUUAAAGUCACUCUCACCAAUCAUUGAGCUGCUUCUCUGGAGAUAGAAACUGAUCUAUAAUAACCAGAACAUUGACACAGAAGGCCAAAUACUCCCCGUCUGAAGUUCUGCAUGCUUUUUGUGUUUAAUUGAAUUAGUUAAUUUAUUGUUAUCCUUGUGCUCUGGGUUGUACCAUCAAUACUUGUAAAACUGAGUUUGUUUUGACGUUAUGCAGUGGGAGUUACGCGUUCACUUUAUUUCUCAUUUCCACACCUGUCAUUUUGUAGAUCAUUAAAUUUUUGCUUAAUUGAUAAUUAAACUAUG